Molecule: messenger RNA, 1223 nt
Organism: Psammomys obesus (fat sand rat)
Lineage: Eukaryota; Metazoa; Chordata; Mammalia; Rodentia; Muridae
Gene: Tspan8
Product: tetraspanin 8
Exons: 8
Coding region: 291-998 (235 amino acids)
Cellular component (GO): membrane
Source: RefSeq, a predicted model, not a curated record
AUCCUGGCCCAAUGCCUUAGGAGCCAUAACAAGGGAAAAGAACAUACUCGCCUCAAGAUAACGUUUGGGAUAUUUAAAUGUGUGGGUUAAUUUUUUAUCCACUUCAAUAACUGUUUUUUUUUUUUUUUCUUCUUCUUCCGUCUACGUCUACUUCCCUGCUCUCUGUUUUUGCUCUGAAGCUGCAGGCACACAGCUCUCUGCAGGCCAAAUCCCCCAGAGCCUACUGCCGGACUCUACUGCCUUAGAGACUAGUUCAUCUGCUGUACCUGGGUGGCUGUCCCUUCUCCGAUAUGGCAGGUGUGAGUGGCUGUUUAAAAUAUACCAUGUUUUUCUUCAACUUCUUGUUCUGGGUAUGUGGUACAGUGAUUCUGGCACUAGCAAUAUGGAUAAGAGUCAGCAAGGAUGGUAAAGAGAUCGUCACUUCUGGAAGCGCUGACACAAACCCUUUCGUUGCUGUGAAUAUCUUGAUUGCAGUUGGAGCCAUCAUCAUGGUUCUGGGUUUCUUGGGAUGCUGUGGAGCUGUGAAAGAAAGCCGCUGCAUGCUUCUCUUGUUUUUUAUCUUCUUGCUCCUGAUUCUGAUUCUGCAAGUGGCAGCAGGUAUCUUAGGAGCUGUUUUCAAAUCUGAGUCUAGCCGAGUUCUGAAUGAAACUCUCUAUGAAAACUCAAAGCUUUUGGCUGGCAUGAGUGAGGAGGCCAAAGAAUUCCAGAAGGCCAUGAUUGCAUUUCAAGAAGAGUUUAAAUGCUGUGGCUUGGCCAAAGGACCUGAAGACUGGGGAUCUAAUUUUCAAGCUGCAAGAGAGUCAUGUAAAUGUACAGAACCUCCUUGUUCAACUUAUCAGAAUACUAAUGUUUAUUCACAGACCUGUCUUGGUUUUAUAAAAGAUAUGGUUGAAAAGAACAUCAUUAUAGUCAUUGGAAUUGCUUUUGGACUGGCAGUUAUCGAGAUUCUUGGUUUGGUGUUUUCUAUGGUGCUGUACUGCCAGAUUGGGAGCAAGUGAACCUGAGCACUUACCAAGUUAUCAUAAAUACCAUUUCCGUUUUUGCUUUGGGUUUGUAACGUUAAAUUCACAAGCACUGUAAAUAUCAGGAGCAAAUGUCUUAUUUGAAUGUCUCGCCUAGGUUGGCUACAGAUAUCUUCACAUAUAGUCAGCAUAUUUAAAUGUGAGGGACAUAAUAAAAAUGGCUGUUUACUUUUUCUCAGAAUAAAAUGUGUUUGUGUCGAA